Molecule: messenger RNA, 3841 nt
Organism: Medicago truncatula (barrel medic)
Lineage: Eukaryota; Viridiplantae; Streptophyta; Magnoliopsida; Fabales; Fabaceae
Product: disease resistance protein RPV1
Exons: 6
Coding region: 95-3112 (1005 amino acids)
Biological process (GO): defense response; signal transduction
Molecular function (GO): ADP binding
Source: RefSeq, a predicted model, not a curated record
AACCUAACACUUUCAUCAUAUCAUCCAUACUCCAUACUGAAUACAGAUUAACCCUUUCCACUCUUUUGUUAAAAAUAACCAUUCCUCUCUUUUCAUGGCUGCAUCACCAUCCUCAUCAUCCAUCACCAAUGAUGGAUACGAAUACGAUGUUUUCCUCAGCUUCAGAGGCCCUGAUACACGUAGUGAUUUUACAGGAAAUCUUUGGAAUGCUCUACAUAACAGGGGGAUCCGCACCUUCAGGGAUGACUUGGAGAUUUACAAAGGGAAAAAUAUUGAGAAAUCACUUUUUGAAGCUAUUGAAAAAUCAAAGGCGGCCAUUGUUGUUCUCUCUCCGAGUUAUGCAACUUCAUCUUUUUGUUUAGACGAACUUUGUCAUAUUCUUAAAUGCAUAAAGGGAAGGGGUCGAUUUGUUUGGCCAAUCUUUUAUGAAGUUGAACCUUCACAUGUGAGAUGGUUGGAAGAGAGUUAUGGAGAAGCAAUGGCUAAACAUAAAGCGAGCAAUGUUUAUAGCGAAAUUAAGUUGCAAGAAUGGAAGAAUGCUUUGAAUCAAGUGGCUAAUUUGUCUGGUACCGUUCACAAAUGGAAGAGAGGGGAUGGAUAUGAAUACAUGUUUAUUAAUAAGAUUGUUCGAGUCGUCUCAACAGUGAUACAAUCUUUUUCUUUAUCUAUACCUGAUUACCUAGUUGGGUUGGAGGAUCAAAAACAAGAUGUAUUAUCGCUUUUGAAUAUUGACUCUGAUGAUAAGGUCUAUAUGGUUGGAAUCCAUGGAAUCGGUGGAAUAGGGAAAACAACUCUUGCUCAAGCGGUUUAUAAUUCAAUUGUAGAUCAAUUUGAUGGUUCGUGUUAUCUUGAAGAUGUAAGAGGAAAUAAAGAGAAUCAGGGGUUGAUACAUCUUCAAAAUAUCCUUCUUUCUAAAAUAUUUGGAGAAAAUAAAAUUGUGGUAACAAGUGUUAACGAGGGAAUUAAAGAACUUCAAGUUAAGCUCAAAGAAAAGAAAGUUCUUUUGCUUCUUGACAAUGUUGACAAGUUGGAUCAAUUACGCGCUAUUGUUGGAGAACCUGGAUGGUUUGGUCGUGGAAGUAGAGUUAUGAUCACGACCCGUGACACACAAGUGCUAAGAAGUCAUGGGGUUGAAAGAACACAUGAGGUGAAAAUGUUGAACAAGGAUGAAGCUUACGAUCUCCUUAGAUGGAAAACUUUUCAAACUAAUGAAGUUAGUCCAAGCUUUGAAGAUGUUUUCAAUCGUGCUUUAAAGUAUACUAGUGGCCUUCCAUUAGCUAUUGAAAUAAUCGGUUCUCACUUAUUUUCAAAAAAAAAAAUAGAAGAAUGGAACUCUGUGUUAGAUCGGUACAAAAAGAUUCCUAAGCAAGAGAUCUUUGAGAUUCUUAAAGUGAGCUUCGAUGAUUUGGUCCAAGAUGAUAAAGAUGUUUUUCUUGACAUAGCUUGUUUCUUCAAAGGACAUUGUUUGGAAGAAGUCAAAAAAAUACUUCAUGCUCAUUAUGGUGACGAAAAGAAAGAUCAUAUCAAUGUGUUAAUUGAAAAAUCUCUCAUAAAGAUAAACGAGUCUAAUGUUUUGAGAUUACAUGAUCUGAUAGAAGACAUGGGAAAAGAAAUUGUCAGACUAGAAUCACCAUAUCAGCCUGGAGAACGCAGUAGAUUAUGGUCAUCUAAAGACAUAGUUGAAGUUUUAGAGGAAAAUACGGGAACAAGUAAAAUUGGAACCAUUAUUAUGUUUUUAGAUUUCAAUGAGGAGAUUGUAGUAAAUUGGGAUGGAGAGGCUUUUAAGAAUAUGACAAAGCUUAGAACACUUUUUAUUGACGAAGGAGUUAAAUUUUCUGAAAGUCCAAAGCAUCUUCCAAAUAGUUUAAGAAUACUGUUGUGGGGGGGCUAUCCAUCAGAGUAUUUCCCGGUUGAUUUUUUCCCGAAGCAACUCACCAUAUGCAUAUUGAGCUCUGAAUUGUAUCGUCCUCGGGAAGACUUUUUCAAGAAGUACUUCAGGAAUCUGAGAAUUUUACACUUUCAUGAUUGUAAUUCUUUGAGAUCGAUACCUGAUAUGUCAGGUCUCCAAAAUUUAGAACAACUUUCAUUUAGGAGGUGUCAGGAAUUAAUUACAUUUGAUGACUCCAUUGGGUUGCUGGGUAAACUGAAAAUUUUGAAGAUCAAAUACUGUGAUCAACUCAAAUAUAUUCCACUCCUCAAAUUACCUUCAUUGGAGGAACUCACUCUUAAAGGUUUAUCUGGUAUUAAGAGUCUUUCUUCCAUGUUGAAUGAGUCAUUGGAUAAACUUAAAUUUUUGAAGGUCUGCCAUUGUCAUUAUCUCGAAUAUAUUCCACCUCUUAAAUUAACUUCAUUGGAAACACUCACUCUUUCAGCUUUAUUUAGAAUUAAGAGUCUUUCUCGCAUUUUCGAUGAGUCAUUGGAUAAGCUUAAAAUUUUGAAGGUCGACGGUUGUGGAGAGAUCAAUACUAUUCUAAAUCUCAAAAUAGUUUCAUUGGAGGAACUCUAUCUUUCAAAUAUAUAUAUCAUUAAGAGUCUUUCUCCCAUGUUGGAUGGGUCAUUGGAUAAGCUUAAAAUUUUGGAGGUUUUUGAAUGUGGAAAUCUCCAAACUAUUCCAUCUCGCAAAUUACCUUCAUUGGAGGAACUCACUCUUAACUGUUUAUCUAGUACUAAGAGUCUUUCUCCCAUGUUGGAUGAGUCAUUGGAUAAGCUUAAAAUUUUGAAGGUUGUUGAUUGUAGAAAGCUCCAAACUAUUCCAUCUCUCAAAUUACCUUCAUUGGAGGAACUCACUCUUAGUGGUUUAGAUAGCAUUGAGAGUCUUUCUUUCUUGUUGGAUGAGUCAUUGGAUAAACUUAAAGUCUUGAGUAUUAGACAUUGCUAUAAGCUGUGGAGUUUUCCACAUGUCAUGUUGCCUUCACUAGAAAUCCUUGAUCUUUCAUAUUGUGAUUCUCUCGAGAGUUUUCCACGUAUCAUCAGUCGGUCAAUGACUAAACUUAAAAUAUUGAGACUUAAUGGUUGUAAAAAGCUCAGGAAUAUUCAUGCUAUCAAUGUGGCUUCCUUAGAUGAGUUCUAUCAUUCAGGAUGUGAGAGUGUCAAGUUUACCACCUCUGACUGAUGGAAGAGAUUAAUGCAGUUUAUACCAUUUCAUUCUGUCAACUCAAGAGCACUCCCAUUACUAGAAUGGAUCAAAAAGCGUGUGAUGAAUCUGUCAAAAAAGCUUCGGAUUUCAAGCGUGAUAAUUUUUUUUAAGAAGUUGAUAAAUCAAUUGCAUGCCCCACUCAAGUGUGAUAAGAAGACUGAACCAUUAUUUGCAAAAUAAUCUUUUCAAAAUAUUUGCAACAAAGUUGAAGUUCUUGCUAAGAGAUCAAUCAUGUUGGUGAGACCAUUUCAAUUUAUCGGUGAUAUUAAUCAGAAGAAAGAUUUUUGGAAGCUAGUUGUGAGAGUUAAAGACAAAUGGACCGUUGUUAAGGAUGGGACAAGCACUCUUCAAUGCCCCACCCCCUGCUGAAACAACUCAUGUGACUCCUAAGGUCACAUUUGUCGUUCCUUAGCCACGCAACCAUGAUGAAAUCCCUCUUGCCAAGCACUCUUCAUUCAAGAGGGUGAAGCUAAUCAAACAGGAGAAGAAGUGAUCUCAUUACCUGCACUAUUAUUAUUAUGUCUAUCUAUAAUUAGUUUUGUAACAUCGUAUUAACUUGGUUAACUUUUGUGCAUCAAGUGAUACAAAACUUCCUACUAAUGACUUAUGCUGAUAUAUUAUUGCACUAAUUAUCCAAGUUAUGUAAGCAACUGCUAUGUAACUUCUAUCUAUUUCAAUUUAAUGUGGACUUAUUUCUACCUACAA